Messenger RNA from Frankliniella occidentalis (western flower thrips), 3373 nucleotides. RefSeq names its product protein starmaker-like. The record is from RefSeq and is a predicted model, not a curated record. NCBI's taxonomy places the organism in Eukaryota, Metazoa, Arthropoda, Insecta, Thysanoptera, Thripidae. The transcript is spliced from 8 exons. Bases 395 to 1672 code for a protein of 425 amino acids.
UUCUGUAAUGCAGAAUUUUUUGUGUAAAAAUCAUCAAACUAUUAAGAAAAGGCCACAAAACUAUUUUCUUCUCAUAAAUUAAUACUUUUCAACUAAAUAAAAAAAAAACAGAUGCUUAUAAAGCAUACUUAUUGUAAAAUUGUUACACUAAUCACACUUAUGCUUUCAUUUCAGCCAGCAAAGUGUUAAAAAGUGCAGAUAUCUGACUAGAAGGUCAUCAGCAAUCAACAGCAGCAAAAGAUAAGACGACACCAGCUCUUAUUGUGAAAUAAUAAAGCAGUAAAUUUUUAGACUACUUUAUUGGUACAUUUUUGAGUAACAUUUUCAUGUGAUAUGAACACAAUUUCCUGACGACAUCACAGUUCCUUCAACAACAACAGCAGUUACUUGAGUUAUGAAAACAAGAGGUCUAAAAAUGGAUUAUGUAAAACUGUCUGAAGGACAGACAGAACCAAAACCUAGUACGUCAAAAGAAACAGUGGAAGAAAGAAAAAUAAGAGAAGAAUUUGAAAACUCAACUUCAAACGACAGCAGUGAUACAAAAUUAUCUGAUAUCGAUUUAAAGAGCACUAAUGACAAGGUGAAUGAGACAGACUCAAGUUCUGAUAUGGAGGAAAACAAAAAACUUAUUCCAUUGGACAAAAUUAAAAAAGAGGACUUAUCAGAUAUUGAAAAGCAAGAAGCAGCUACAUGUACAAAUAAGCUAAAAUCUAAAAAUGUGAAAAGUAAAAUUACAAAAAGUACUGAUGAUAAAGCAAAAAAGCCAGUACAAAGCAAGACUAUAACUGUCGCCAAUAAAACCAAGAAACAUACAAUGAAGAAGUCAGCCAAGAUAGAAGAGGUUGACAUUGGGUCUUCUACUACUACUGACAACACGUCAGAUGAAGAUAGAAAAAUGAUGAAGGCUAGAAUGAUGAGAGAUAAAAUUAAAAAAAAGAAAUUACUGAAACAGAAAAAAAAGGAAGCAUACUCAAGCUCAUCAUCAGACACUGAAAAUGAUACAUCAGACACUGACGAACAGCCACGCAAACAACUAAAACCUGUUAAAAGAAACCAAAAAGCUAUAUUAGAGACUUCAGAUAGCUCACUUUCUUCGUCUGAUAUCAAGAAAAAACAAGAAAGUAAUGCAAAAAAGAGAGGGACCAAAGAAAAAAUUGAGGACACAACUACAAGCUCUAGUGAAGAAAGUGAUACUUCAUGUUCGAAAGACUCAGCGUCUGACUCAGAUUCAGACAUAGAUACAUGUGAGGAUAAGAAUAAGAGAAAGAAAGAAAUGAAAAAAAGGAAUAACAAGAAAAAACAGAAGAAAAGCAACGAUUCAUCAGAUAAUGAGGAUAAAGAUGAUUUAACCGAGUUAAACAAUGCAGUAAAACUUACAUGCCGAGAUUUAAAAAUUAAAAAACCAUAUACACUCUUGGAAAUUAAAUGGUCUAAACAAUCCGGAAGGACUGGACCAUACAAAAUUUGCACAGCAAAGCUACAGUACAAAAAAAAAAUUUUGACAGUCAAAUUGCCCACUCCAAUAGCCAACUAUGAAAAGAAGCAGAAGGAGAUACUACAGCAGAAGCUAAAAAAAAAGCAGAACCCCAUAUUCACUGUAUUGAAGAUCACACAGAAGAAAUCUCCCAAUUUUAAGGGAAAAUAUGACUUCGUAGAGUCACAAUGGUCCUAAAUUCAACUGAAGAAGCAAUCAACCACUGACCAAAAAUUUAUUGUGUACAUUAUACACUUAUAAUUAUUUAAUUUUAUCAGAAAAAUGAAAAUAAUUUCUGUCAAAACUAUUCCAGUAAAAUACAUAAGAUCUGUACCUCAAUGAUCUAUACUCGUAUGUAACUCCGAAUACUAAAAAGUUUUUUUAGCGCACAAAACCUUAAUUGAAAAGGAUAUGUGCUCAUAUGCACACAGAAAUUUAUUUCUAUGUAGCUCUGUUUCUUCUGCAUAUCAUACUGCCAGUUAUGUCAACACUAUCUUAAUCUAAAUUUUACUGUUAUCUAGAUCAACAUGUAUCAGCAUACUGUUCACAAGACAUGACAUAAUAUGAAAUGUUACUUACUUUCAUUAAGAUUGCAGAAAGAUUGUUGAUAUAAUUUAAAAUCAAUAAAAGAUUUUGAUAACCUUAUUCCUUUUAAACAGUCUAUUAACAUUUUAUACUUUAAUUGCAAGAUUUCAGACACAUACAUAAGAGCAAGUAGUAAUGCCAACAUAACAUACAUUCAAAUACACGAUACUUACAAAAAUACCAAAAUAGAAAAAACACUACUUACACAAUUAUGAAACUGGGUACUAAAUUAAACCAUACACUGAUACGUAAAGAACGAGUCGAUACUUCAUUUAUCAAAUAUAUUUGAUAAACUGACUCUCUGCUUGUUUUUAUUUCUAUUUUGUUAAAUUCCCACUUGAAGUUUUUCUCCUCUUUAAGUGAAAGUCUAGGUAUACUGUAUCUAUGAUAUUGGAAGGGUACAAAAAGCUGUGCACCUUUCUGUAUCAGUAGGAGCUUAAAGAUAGUACUGUCAAUGUUUUUCUUCAUUGAUUCAUGUACAUGUCUUAUAUUCUUAAUAAUUUGUGUUCAUGCAUUGAAUAUUAGAUUCUAGGUUUUACAUUGAUCUUGACCAAAAGGGAUAUGAUUCUUUGAUUAAUAUUAUAUGACUUGGAUGAUUGAAGCAGCAUUGGCUUGGAAGUAAAUCCCUGAUCAUUAGAAAUAAAAUCAAAACUAUGUGCUCACUUCCAGCCUUGCUCAGUUAAGUUGACUGUUCAUAACUUCUUUCUUCUGUACCAGAGGUUCUUCCCUGUAUCUUUUGGUUUCCCUCUGCCUUUUGCUUAGCAAUCAGUAUCAGUCUUGUGUCCUAUGCGAAAAUGUGGUUACCAUUGUGCAAAGCAAGGAAUCAGUCUUGUUCUCUUUAGUCAUAUUCAUAAUUAUUUUAAUUUAAGAAUUCCAACUUGUUAUGUUUGUGCACUCCAGUAUUGUUUCUAGGGUUUAAGUACCUAUGUAUAGUUUGAAAUGUGAUCUAAGCAGUUAUGAUUUAAUACACUGCCAAAAUAGUAAUUACAGUACUUUGCUUAAGAAAGAAAGAUUUGUUUUGAUAUAUGUGGUCUAAAAUUUUUUGUGUACUGACUGCGCUACCGUAAUUAUAUGCUGCGUUCUCUUGCAACAACCGACAGUAUUGAAGUUCAUGAAAUUAACCAAUCUUGAAAGACAGCUGCUGUAACUUUUUGUAUUAUUUGACGAAUUUUAUUUUAAGCUGUUACGAUCUUAUAUGUUGUGUUAGUUGUAAUUGGUUUUUAAGCAGAAAAACGAUUCUUGGUGUGAUUUUAUUUUCAUGUUAUGAAAGACUGAACUGUUUCAAGAGGAAAUAAACAGCAAAUUUUCAUGUGA